AGACACCGAGCGGAGGUGGGGAGCUCCUCGGGGCCGUGGAGGCGCUGGCGGCUCCGGUGGUGCCGGGGGAAGCGAGCGCCUGGAGAACAGAUCGAGAGCUGCCGGUGCCCGCCGCUCCAGCGGCCGAAUUACCAAAGUUUCUGCUGCUCUGCCCGAGUCUUUGCACUGCGGACGUCCCAAGGGCCUUCCCCUGUCUGCAGAUAUGAAGCACUGUGCCCUGUGAUACUUACUUUGCUGGUUCUCACCUGUCAGAGGAUGGCUGCCACACCCUGUGAGAACUGUUCUGGUCAGUACCACUCCACUCAUGUCCACCAGCCACUUGAAAUCAGCUUCAUGUUGCUCCUGAUUAUGCUUGGCAAAGUGUUCCUUGAUCUCUUCAUGCUGCAAAUGAAGCAAAAAAAAGUGAAAGUUAGUUUUAUGGGCUACUUCUGCAUUUCACUGGCACUGCUGGACUUCACACUGCUGCUGACUAUAUCCUUUAUUUUCUGUUUUGAGGACUUUGCCCUCUGGGGUGUGCGAUUCACUCAGUACCACGUUUGCCUCUUCACUCAGAUAAUUUCUCUGACCUACAGUAUUGUGCACUACCCGGUGUAUCUUGUGGCUGGCCUGGAUUAUUACAUGACUAUAGCCCAAACCUCUCAGUUUCCUAAAAGAGGUCACAGGUUAGUUUAUGUGCUGCUUGUGGUUGUUAUAUGGAUUACAGCCUUUUUCUGGAUUUUGGAAGUUCCUGCUGUCUAUGAAGAACUGGAAAUUCAGAACCGUUUUUCUCCGUAUCAGUGUCCCCUCUAUGCCAGCCUGCAGAGCUACUCAGUCUCAUGUGCUGUGGUGUUGCUUGUAGGCACAGCUCUCCUGGCCUGUUGGAAGGAAGUGCUAAGCAUGUUGUUGUCUGUCAGAGUAAUUUCCUUCUCCAGCCAGCCUGUUCUGAUGUUCUCCUAUGUGUCUAACAACAGCAGCACCAGCUUUAAGCGGCAGCUCCUGACCAGACUCCUCAUCUGUUUUCUGGGCACCUGGGCACCUUUUGUUCUCCUUCAAGUUAUCAUUUUGUUUCUUGGUGCUCAGAUUCCAGCCUACAUGGAAAUGAACGUCCCCUGGCUGUACUUCAUCAACAGCUUUCUCAUCGCAGUGGCAUACUGGUGUCGCUGUCAGGACGUUGAAUUGACAGAGGAGAUGUGGUCUACAGAUCCAUUUGUCAGCUGGAAAUUCUGCUUUAUGCCGUUUAACAAUGAAAACACAGAGCCAGCUGAUAAGCUGGGCACAGUAAUUGUUAUCUGUUAAUGAGCUGCUGCCUGAAAAGACUGCAAAUAAAGAAGAGCUGUGAACAGAAGCGUUUACUCUGAUGUAAUGGGAUGGUGUCCUUACAGAUAACACAAGGAAACAUCUCCAUGGAAUAAAGUCCAGCACCCACCGACAGUCAUGAGUACUGACACCACAGUGCGAGAUGCUGUGCCUUUCCACACUGGGUUCCAGUGGGCAGCAAGCAGCUGCCUGUUCAGGUGCACGUAACUUGAAAGUACAAGUUUAAGGCAAGAGCAAUGCUUACAAAAUCAGGUUUUCAGUUAAACCUUCUGUUUGUGACUGGAAUUUUACACUUGCUCUAAGUGGAAUGAUCUCAGGAUUUAGAGUACAAAAUGCAGUAAAGUCUUCUCCAAAGCUGGAGCCCUUUUAUCAGCUAUGUACAUGUGUUAAUUGCUGUCAGAGGUUCACACAACUCCUGUGAUUCUUUUUAAGCAUAUUUUCUUGUUAAAUUGUGACUUUUUAUCAGGUUAAGGGCUGUUGUUUGUUCAAUAAAAAUAAGUUAGUUUUGAUAAUGUAAAGCUCCAACUA
Molecule: messenger RNA, 1824 nt
Organism: Pogoniulus pusillus (Red-fronted tinkerbird)
Lineage: Eukaryota; Metazoa; Chordata; Aves; Piciformes; Lybiidae
Gene: GPR160
Product: G protein-coupled receptor 160
Exons: 2
Coding region: 256-1275 (339 amino acids)
Cellular component (GO): plasma membrane; signaling receptor complex
Source: RefSeq, a predicted model, not a curated record